Messenger RNA from Triplophysa rosa, 2950 nucleotides. It is a transcript of the gene rorc, whose product is annotated as RAR-related orphan receptor C. Bases 417 to 1874 code for a protein of 485 amino acids. Gene Ontology annotation, biological process: regulation of transcription by RNA polymerase II. Gene Ontology annotation, cellular component: nucleus. Gene Ontology annotation, molecular function: zinc ion binding; RNA polymerase II cis-regulatory region sequence-specific DNA binding; nuclear receptor activity. The transcript is spliced from 12 exons. NCBI's taxonomy places the organism in Eukaryota, Metazoa, Chordata, Actinopteri, Cypriniformes, Nemacheilidae. The record is from RefSeq and is a predicted model, not a curated record.
GGACAGCUCGAGCGCGCCCGAACAGAGCAGAGGCAGUGCGCGGGCGCGCGCGCCACAGGCCACUCGGUCAGUUUGUCCAACAAGUGCACGUUUCUCUUUCCGGGACCGGUCAACAGUUUUUCUCUACCUUUGAAAUGACAGUAACGCAUGCAUGUUGCAUUCAAAGGACUGCAGGAAGAAAGCGGUGGGGCGUGUUGACAUAAAGCUUAUUUGUUUAUUGACCAAACGCAACAACUUUUAGGAAUUAUUGAAAAUGGCGAUGUGCUUGAUAAAACGUUUGCGGCGCCCUAGUCGUUAGCUGUUAUCAAAAUAGAUUGUUAUUUGUUGUUGUUAUUCAGGUAAAACAGCACUAAUCAUAAGUAAACAAUAAGGAAUAGUGCGUGUGUUGGCGGAGAAAUUUGACAAUUUGAAAAGUAAUGGAAAAUGACGAACCCGAAUCACCGGACCCGAGCCUUGCCAACACUCAGAGUAAACGAGGAACGCCAGGUCCCAAGAAAUCCCAUUUGACUCAGAUAGAGGUGAUCCCAUGUAAGAUCUGUGGAGAUAAGUCAUCAGGUGUUCAUUAUGGAGUUAUAACUUGUGAAGGCUGCAAGGGCUUCUUUCGCAGAAGUCAGUCCUCCAGUGUGCAAUACUCCUGCUCCAGACAGAGUAACUGCCCCAUUGACCGCGCCAGCCGCAACCGCUGCCAGAGCUGCCGACUCAAGAAAUGUGUCUCUCAGGGCAUGAGCCGUGAUGCUGUAAAGUUUGGCCGCAUGUCCAAGCGUCAGAGAGACUCGCUGUUCGCAGAAGUUGAGAGACACAGACAGCAACAACGUCUUCAGGCCAACUCCGUUCAAGAGCCUCAACCUCUCCAAGCCUACCGGCCCGGCAAAGAGCCCAGAGAACAGUCAUCGCAUCUCAUUCCAUCUCACCCCUCGGCUUACCCCUAUUCUGUCGAGUCAGAACUGCCAGGCUGCCCAGCAUCCUUACCUUACCUGGAUUGUCGUGUGAGCGAGGCCCAGGUUCCAGGUCUGGCCUAUAGAGUCUCCCCACACAGAAGGGUGGAGAGCAAUAACUUAACAGCUGAGAGAGGGUUUGACUCCACGAGAUCUACACCGGAAGCCAUCUUGAACAUGACAAGCAGUGAAAUGGGCUUUCGACCUUUUGACCCGGAGAGCUCUUUCUUUUCCUACCCGACCUCUCUGCACAUAGAGGAGCUCUGUGCGAGUAUUGUACGUUCCCACAGAGAGACGACUCAGUACCGUCCAGAGGAGCUGCAGGCUCUCAGGUGGAAGGUUUUUAGCAGGGAGGAGAUCCAUGCUCACCAGAGCAAGUCCAUGGAUGAGAUGUGGCAACAUUGUGCGGUGCGAUUGACAGAUGCCGUUCAGUAUGUGGUGGAAUUUGCCAAGCGUAUCCCAGGUUUCCGUCAGCUCUGUCAGAAUGAUCAAAUCGCUUUGCUUAAGAGUGGAUCUAUGGAAGUGGUUUUGGUGCGGAUGAGUCGGAUGUUUAACACAGAAAACAACAUGGUAUUCUUCGAUGGAAAAUUCGCUGGAACAGAACUUUUCAAAUCUCUUGAACAGCAGAUGGCAGUGUUUAGCGCUCUGGUCCUCCUCAAUGCAGAUCGGCCGGGUCUGGAAAACAGAGAGAAAGUGCAGAGAGCACGGAGAGAUGUGGAACUUGCUCUCAGUCACAUCUUGCACAGGGACAAUCAAGAAACUUUGCUGUAUAAGCUGUAUCAGAGGGUGCCGCUGCUGAAGUCUCUCUGCGCGCUGCAUAUUGAGAAACUGCAAUGGUUCCGUCAACUUUUCCCGCUCACUGUACAUUCCCUCUUCCCUCCGCUAUACAAAGAGCUGUUCGGCUCUGACACAGACAUCCAGACGCUGGCCACACACUGACACACAUUUGUUUGGCAGAGCCGCUGUUUGAAAUGAUCAAUUACAAAUGACGUAUGCAAUCAGGGUCUAUAUGUUCUAUUAACCUGCUGAAGAAAAUAUAUAAGAAUAUAUUUUUGUUACACUCACAAGAACACAAAAUGAGGUUAAGUAUGCAGUCUGAGUGUGAAUUCUAUUACCACAAAUGUUCUGUUCAGUUAUGGUAAUGCUUUUGGUGCAAGCAUUUAAUUUAAUGGGGCAUCCCGAAAGUAUUUUUUGUCUGAGGAUAUAUUUGAACGUUUUGUCUUGAUCCUGGUUUGUAUGCCAUAACUGCUAUAAUAAGUAGAAUGUGAUUGAUAGUGCUGAUGAACCUUUUCAUGCUGCUGAAACGGAUUAUAAAGGAUAUCAGACAUUCAUUUUUUGAUUCACAGGCAAUAUAGAUGGAUACUUAAUACAUGUAUUGCAUUAAUAUAAAUAUGGUCAGCUAUUUUUUUACAUCCACAAUCCCACUGAGGCUUGUUCUGGCACAUGUAAUCCUCAUCUCUCAUUAAUUUCACUUGGAUCUCAGAAGAACCUGUUUUUCCAUGUUCUCCAUCUCACCAUUCCCUUUAGAGAGUUUCAGCUACAUGUGUGUUUCUUGUAUAACUUAAAAUGGGUGAUUCACACUUGAAGUGUGAGUAAUAUCCAUUUCAAAAUCCAUAUGCAUUCAAAGUCAAGUCAAACGUUUUAAUUGGACAAUUAAAUAUUUGGCAAUGUUUAUGCUAAAAGUUCUAAAAAACUAUAAUGCUAGUAGCCUAUACGUUUAGCUAUUUAGACAAUUAGAUGGACAACUGCAUUUUGUCGUAAUGCAUUUCGUCUACUUUAAAGAUUUCUACAAACAAUUUUCCAAACGUUUGUUUGCAGGAGUUCCUUUGCAUUUUUCUUUUAAUGUUUCAGUGAGCUUUCUGCUGUUGUGUUAGCUUUAACUUAUCACAUUUAUGGUUUGCAAAACUGUUAUUGUUUUGAAGUAAAAUUCCCUGCUAUGUUUUGUGUUGUGCAGAAGAGGCCUCAAAUAAAACCCUGAAAACAUAAAUAUAAUUGAUAGGACUUUCAGUGAGAGG